AUGUCUCUACCCAUUUCAGCAGACAACCCUUUUCAGGUCUUGAUUGCCGAGUCAAAUGAUGAUCCAACUCAAUUGCAAUCGCGGUAUGAAAAGCACCGGACAAAUCGCAAUGAACAGCAGAGAGGGAAGAUUCUAGCAGAAGACUUCCCCGGCUGGUCUCUGGAUGAGAUUCUCAUGAAACUCGACGGACCCGCGAAAGAGGAAGAAUUCCUCGAUCCGCGCAAUUGCCUCGUGAUUUGGGCCCGGCCUCCUCCUCACGUCCAAGAUAUGAUCUCGUUCGUUCAAGAGGAAUUGAGGAAGGUUGCUCCGACGCUUUGGCUUAUGCCCCGGGAAAAUCUACAUACAACGGUCCUGGAAGUGGCCCAUUCUUUAACCGAGGCGCAGAUUGAUGAUCUUGUGAAAACGCUCAAGUCUUCCACAACAAUUACCCAGGCACAGAUUGCAGAACACCCACUUGCGCACCAGUCACGUCUUUUGAAGCCGAUGGUGAGCUUCGAUGCUUCCGCGAUGGCGCUUAGCUUUGCACCUGCUGCGGGCGAACCUUCUGCAGAACAAUCGGCUGGACAUGAUGAUCAAUAUACGUAUCAUCACCUUCGUCGAGAUGUAUUUGACAUGGUUCGAGCCGCUGGGAUUCCAGUUGCUUCGCGCUAUAUUGUUCCAUCGGCGCAUGUGACUAUCGCGCGUUUCAUCACUCAAGAUGGAUUCGAAGUCGCUGGCCAAGUUGAUCAUGCACGCGUGAAGCUGAUAAUCGAUAAAAUUGGCGAGAUCAACGAGAAAUUAGAAAGCAUGUAUUGGCCCCAGCCUGGUGACACUCAACCCGAAAAGGGUGAAUGGGUUGUUGGAAAGGGCCAAGGCCUUGUCAUUCGGAAAGGUCGUCUUUGGUAUGGAGGAGGAGAAAAUGUGUAG
Molecule: messenger RNA, 906 nt
Organism: Penicillium nucicola
Lineage: Eukaryota; Fungi; Ascomycota; Eurotiomycetes; Eurotiales; Aspergillaceae
Exons: 3
Coding region: 1-906 (301 amino acids)
Source: RefSeq, a predicted model, not a curated record